Molecule: messenger RNA, 1875 nt
Organism: Penicillium arizonense
Lineage: Eukaryota; Fungi; Ascomycota; Eurotiomycetes; Eurotiales; Aspergillaceae
Exons: 2
Biological process (GO): intracellular calcium ion homeostasis; calcium ion transmembrane transport
Cellular component (GO): membrane
Molecular function (GO): calcium channel activity; calcium ion binding
Source: RefSeq, a predicted model, not a curated record
ACGAAGAAUAGCAGUGAUCCAUACCAGGUCGUUCUUGCCUUGCUGCGCACCACCUCGGGCUGCCAGGUCCUCGCGCGCCGUCUCUAUCGUACGUUCGCGCGUGAUGGCUUUGACACGGUCUUCUCGGGGGACCUGAAGGAGGCCUAUGAUGACAAUGAGGAGGCAGAGGCUGCCUUCUCCAUGUUUGACCGGGAUAUGAAUGGGGAUAUCUCUAUGGAAGAGCUUGAAGGUGUCUGUGUGGAUAUUGGCCGUGAGCGCAAGUCUAUCACUGCAUCACUGAAGGACCUUGACUCUGUUGUGUCAAAACUGGAUCAAGUUUUCAUGUUCUUUGUCUUUAUUAUCAUUAUCAUUGUCUUCCUCACGCUGAUCUCAACGUCCGCAGCGGGAGUGCUGACCUCUGCUGGUUCUACCAUCCUCGCUCUAUCAUGGAUGUUCUCUACAACUGCCACCGAGUUCUUACAGUCUAUCAUUUUCGUCUUCGUUAAACACCCAUUUGAUGUUGGUGACCGAGUUACCAUCUACGGUAAUUCCGGGGCCUCAGGCCUUGGUGACGACUACUUCGUCAAGGAGAUCGCGCUCCUAUAUACCGAGUUUAAGAAGAUGGAGGGCCACAUCGUCCAAGCACCAAAUAGUGUCCUCAACAAUCUUUUUAUCCUCAACCAGCGCCGCACAGGUGCUCUCGCCGAGGCCCUGCCAAUUGUUAUCAAGUACGGCACAACCGUCGACCAGAUGGAGCGACUCCGCCACCGCCUCGUAGAGUUCGUGCGCAGCGAGAGGCGCGAUUUCCAGAGUAUGAUCCUCCACGAGCUCCGCGAGGUCACAGAAAACUUAUCCCUGACCCUUAACGUCGUCUUCUUCUACAAAUCCAACUGGCAGAACGAGGGCCUGCGUCUGCAGCGCCGCAACAAGUUCCUCUGCAUGCUCAUGAUCGCGCUCCAAGAAGUCGGCAUCGAGGGCCCUCGCAUGAACCUCCAGGGCUACAAUGUCAACACGCCAUUCCACGUCGCUUAUGCUGGUCCGCCCACGGGUGCACCAUGUACCUACCAACACCACGCGCCCGACGAAGGAGCCGCAGUCGGAGCUGAACCCGAACAAGUCCCCAUCGGCAAAAGCUCCCACAACAUUCCCGAGAACACCGGCUCCAGCAGCGGCGUCCAACAGCGCCACUCCAUCCUCCGCAGAGGCAUAGAACGGUCCCGCGGCGAAUCCACGCACAACAAUAAACACGUCGACUUCUCGCUCGGCAUGUCGGAUCUCUCCUCCAACGAUAUACUGGGUGACGUCUUCGAGGACCGGGGUAUCGCCGUCCACAGGGACAAGAUUGUCCGCUCCGCAAAUCAGCACGCUGAUGAGCGCCGGAUGCAGGAAAUCGCCGAGGAAGAAGGGAUUGCCUCACAAGAUGGACGAACCUCUGCUGAUAGCCGCAGUGUUCGCAGCGGACACAGUGAGGCGUCUUCCGCCCGACACCGCUUCCCCGGGCAUAGACAUCGGGGGAGCGUCAGUCGGGGGCAUGGGGAUCUGGAGUCUGGCUCUGGCCGUGAGAUGUUCAUGACACCUGAGCAGCGUACCUAUGUACACUCCCCCCAGUUGCUCGAGCAGCUUAAUUCAUUUAUGAGCAAAGUCAUGCCAGACAAUGGCCGCCAGCCACUUCGAACCGUCACUUGUCGGUACACCAUUACGCCAGAUCGACAGUUCGUUAUCAGUCCCCUGGAAAAGCAUCGGGAUAUAAUCGUUGGCCUUGGAGCUGCUCAUGCUUUCAAAUUCGCACUGGCCUUCGGUCGUGUUCUGGCGGAGUUGGCUGUUGAUGGGAAGAGUACAGAGGAUCUUUCCAAGUUUGGCAUACCGCAGACAGCGACUUAUACUAGCAAGCUUUGA